Molecule: messenger RNA, 577 nt
Organism: Rhizophagus irregularis DAOM 181602=DAOM 197198
Lineage: Eukaryota; Fungi; Glomeromycota; Glomeromycetes; Glomerales; Glomeraceae
Source: RefSeq, a predicted model, not a curated record
AUUCAAUAUUACGUUACUAUUUUUUUCGUGAUGGAACUUAAUAAACAAUUUUACCAUAAUCCUACAGAAAAAAUAUAAAGUAAUGUUACGUAAAAUGAUGUUUUUAUACUUAAAAGGAGGAAAAUUUGAACGUAGAAAAGCGUUAUGGAGAUUUCAAAUACUUAAUACAUCAAAUGAUGUUAAUUUUACUCGUAUUGUAGCAUUAUCAAAAGAACAUUUUAAGACAUCAAUAUCAAUGAUAUCACUUCUCAAUACGACUCAUCAAUGGUUUAAAGUUGAAGAUGUUUUCAUGAGAGAAUUAGAAUUAUGGACCGAUACUUUACAUUUACGUGUAAGAAAUAAGAUACAAGAGAGUAUAGUUGAAUUUAGUAAAUUUUGUUUGGAAAUUCAAUUGGCUAAUAAUUCUAAUCCACAAAGACAAUUUGAAGAAGAAGAACGUGAUUAUUUGAGUAAUUUUGGUAUAAAUAUUGUUAAUGAAGUAUUAAAAAGAAAAGUUAUCAUUGCUGAUAGAGCAAAAGGUGCAUUCGUUUCUUCUAUAUCUCAUGAAUUAAGAAAUCCUCUUCAAAGAUCCAAUUAG